GGGCGGCCAAAACAGCCCGACUUUCUGAUCUCGACCUCACGACAACUCUCGAACGCCCAGCCAGCGAGACCCUACGAAGCCGGCAAGGUACGCACUCCCGGAAUUCAAUCUUUUCACGUUCUAAAAAAAAGCACGAGUGAUUUGACUGACUGGCUUCGAUCCCUGAAGAUGGCCACCGCAAAGACGCACAUCCCGAUCGUGAAGAAGCGCACCAAGCGCUUCAACCGCCACCAGUCCGAUCGCUUCAAGUGCCUGUCGUCUUCAUGGCGCAAGCCCAAGGGUAUCGAUAAUGCCGUCCGCAGACGCUUCAAGGGCACCAUUGCCAUGCCUUCUAUCGGUUAUGGUAGCAACAAGAAGACCCGGCAUAUGAUGCCUUCCGGCCACAAGGCUUUCCUCGUCCACAACCCCAAGGACGUUGAGCUUCUGCUCAUGCACAACCGCACCUACGCUGCUGAAAUCGCCCACGCCGUCUCAUCCCGCAAGCGCGUCGACAUUCUCGCCAAGGCUAAGGCCCUCGGUGUCAAGGUCACCAACCCCAAGGGCCGCGUCACCACCGAGGCUUAGAUGGAAUGAAUAUGAACGAAAAUGGGGCAACCUGGGCUGGGAAAAAUGGUGGUUGUGCUUAUAUUUGCAGUUACCCAAUGAAAUGUCGGUUUUCUUCAUUCAAUUUAUCACUUUUUAAGACGCGACUAUUACAACUAUUACAUUACAUCUAAACGGGGCGGGCCGAUACUUUAUGAGAUCUGGGACGGACAAGACAAAUGCUGGUACUUUUCUUUAUCUUUGGGUGGAAAAGGAGCUAUAAAAUAGCAAGACAAUCCAUAAGAUUCCGGCGUGGAAAAAGAGAUGACGUCGGAUUUCAAGAAAAAA
Molecule: messenger RNA, 870 nt
Organism: Monascus purpureus
Lineage: Eukaryota; Fungi; Ascomycota; Eurotiomycetes; Eurotiales; Aspergillaceae
Source: the annotation of a GenBank genome assembly